AUGCUUCUUCCGGUUCGUGCGACGAAGCAGAGAGCGGUCCCAUGCGCGUCUUUCUUCUCCUGAGCUGGAGCCCCUUCUCGGCGGCUCGCGGAGGGAGCCUCAGUCUGGCACUCUUCUGCGACGCUCGCCGCGCGCGAUGGAUGCCGGACACUAGAUUGCAGUCUGUGGGAGUAAACCUGAGCGUUGGAUCACACCACAACAAUGGGGAGGCACCUGCUUCCUCGGCUCAACAUGGGAAGUCGCGCUUCCCGUCAGGAAGCCGUUGGUAAUGGGACCGUCAGAUGUGAAGAGAUGGAGGAGGAAGCCAUUGAGGGGAGGGGCAUGAGAAAGAAGCACAGUGUGCUGCUGUGUGUCAUGUGAGGAAGUAGCACGCACAUCUACCAGAGAAGAGAUGAAUGGCUCGGCUGCUGUCUGUUGGAUCGUAUCUCCGUAAUUAAUCACGAUUAUUGGCGUGAGGCAACAUGCAGCACACCUCUUGCACGGAGGACAGGAUCCGUCACGCUCUGGACCAAUGUCUGGAUGGGCUGGGAUGCAGUCCCAAAGCAGCUCACCGGUGGGAUGUGCUGAUGUGCUCCGUGGGCCAGUCAAUGAAUCGCUGGAGCCUGGAGGAAGUGGUCAAGAGAGACCCAGACAACUCCAUCAUCCUCUUGCAGCAGAUCCUGAGGAAGACCAAAGAGGUCCAGGAGAAUCGUCAUUACCAACUAGUGGCGCCGCUUGCCAUCAUGUUCACCUCCACACUGCUGCAGACGCCAUACUGUCCUCCAGAUAUGGAGCUACUCCAGAACGCUAUGGAGGUGUUCAGUACUUUCCUCACGUGGCCCGAACCGUACUGCGGCGUGUGUCGACAUCUGCUCUCCACGCUCGAGCUGGAGAUCAAGGCGCCGGGGAUUUCCUUUCAGAGACUGGUGAGAGAAGAACAAGACCUGAACCUCAGCUGUCAAUCCUCCAAGACCGUGACGGUUCUGCUGAUGAACCCGAGCGAGUUGCCUGCUGACUUUGUGUCAGUGGCCGAGCAGCUGAGUUGCGUUCAGCACCCGGAAAAAGAUACCUUCAUUACGCUCAUCAAACAUGCCUUCCAGUCCACACUUGGGACCAAAUAUCCCCUCUGUGAUAUUCACGGAGUCUUGCAAGCAAAAUCAGCCGAGGAACUGAGGGAGAUGUUCUCCGUGGUCAGUGGUGCGUUAGAGACAGCUGCAGCCAUGAGUUCUCCUCUGGACGGGCGUGACCAUGUGAUGCGGGAAUUGGAGGAACUGAGGGAGAGACUGAGCAUCCCUUCAUCCAGCAAAAGGAAUUGUGAUGGAAUGCUACAGACGUUCCCAAUCCCCUCAGCCAAGUGUCGCGUGUUCCACUGGGAAAAAGAUAACUUUGACGUCUUACACACCCUUCUGGAGGACGAGCGGCAAAAUUUGUCCACCGGGGAACAACCAAAGGAGGAUGAGGACGAGGCGGACAUUGAGGACGACGAGGGCCACGACACCUUGUCCACUGUGUCGGAGUCUUACGCUCCCUCGUUCAACUCCGGAGCGGACAGUGACUUUUUCGAGGAUUCCGACGACUCCGUCGGCUCACCCAAGUCGGCCAAGUCUUCGGCUCGGCUCAGCCAGCACUUGUACCGCCUCCUACGGAAGCCCAAGAGGUCGCUAAACCGCGCUAAAAGUUUGGGAUACACGGAAUCCAAAGACUUGUCAGUAUUGCGGGAGAUCCGUUCCAACUCGCUACCUCACCACGUGCAACUUCGUAGUCCCGAGCCGUCAUCCUCUCAGGUUCCGUCAGUUUUCAGUUCUCAGUUCUCUCGGACCGUCCGGCAGGUUUGCUUCAGAAGGCGACCCAUCCUCAGCUGCGACCAGGACGAGCAGAACGACACGCUGAGGGUGGUGGUGUUCGGCGCCGAUCAGGUCGCCGGCAAGUUGGCGCGGGCCUACAACAGCCUGAGACAAAAAGAAAGCGCUCGUCCUCGUCUCAGCCAAGUCUUCAAAAUUCAGUUCUACUUCGUGCCUGUUAAGAGAGACUCAGCAGCUUAUCUCACUUCUCCCACAUCUCAAGGAAUCAAUGAGGUCGUCAAUCUUAAUGGAACAGAAGAUAGCACUAAUGACGUGGCCCAUCUCCUCGGGAUGCUGGAUCCCUGGUACCAAAGAAACACUCUCAGCCUGCUUAAGUUACCCGCCAAUAUCGUCUGUCAGCAAACAUCCAAGACUGAGUCAGAGUCGUACGACAGCUCAUACGAACAUCGACUCCCGAUUCUCGCCGACCUGGUCCUUUACUAUUGCCGUUACGCAACACGGCCGGCUCUGAUCCAACUCUACCAAGCUGAGUUGACGUUAGCCAGUGGCGAAAGACGGACGGAGGUGUUUGUCUAUUCCCUCGAGUUGGGUCACACUGCCGGGACCAGAGCCAUCAAGGCAAUGGGCACGGCCAGCAAACGGUUUGGUAUCGAUGGUGACCGAGAAGCUGUGCCUUUAAAGCUCGACAUCAUGUACAAUCAAGUCGUGAUAAGUGGGAGGAGUCAGUGCAGAAGAGAAUCGAAAAUGUGCACUUCAGUCAACUUGACUAAAGCCUGCAGGAAUCCUGAAGAGUUAGACUCGCAGCUGGAGUGCCUGCAACUCAGCAUGACCGAGGUUCUAAAGAGACAGAAUGGGAAAAGCAAGAAGAGCUUGCACCUGAGCUUGACUGAGAUGAAGGUGGACAAGGUGCAGGUCUGCGGUGCUGCAGACACCACCUUUGCCGUCUGUCUGGACCAGGAUGAGAAGAAGGUACUACAAAGUGUCAUCAGGUGCGACAUCUCCCUGUGCUCCAAACCCGACAGCUCUUCAGAUUGGAGGCAGCGGCAGGCCCAAAUGUCGGCCCAAAUUCAGCCCCUGCACCCGACCUUCUGCUCGCUCCUCUGUCUGCCCAUCGUCACCUUCAGCGGAGCACUACCCUGACCCUUAAGAUUUCUGCUUUCAGGAAAAGAGUGUAUAUGCAAACAAAAUGGAUGCUCAAGACUGACUUCUCAAUUCUCUUCCAAAACACUUUGCAAUAACACAACUAAAAAUAGGAAUGUACAAAUUGAGUGCAAACGUGUCUAUAGUAGAUUUUAUGUGAUGUCAGAGUUUGUUCCAGGCCGUUGGGAAAUUAUAAACAGUUUGGACGACAGAGGGCGAUGUUGGCACAAAUUAGGGGUUUGAUUGAUGCAAUUAAGUAUGAACAGUUUUGGAUUUAUUAUGUUAAUAGGACUUUCCCUUCUUCAAUUUCCCAAAAGAGUGGUAGCUUUAAUGCACGUUUGUGUUUUGACACGUUUUAUUUGAACUUAUCUUUCAUUUUGCACUUUCUACAUCUGCGAGUUUCUUUCUGUUAGAGAAAAAUGCUCAACUGAUAUUCCUCGGACUAGAAUUAUUUUAUUGCAAAGAAACUCAACUAUUUUAAAAAAAUGUUCUAAUGAUUAAUAAGGUACUUUGGGGAUAGGAUAACAUUUUAUAAUUGUGUGUGAAUUAUUGUCAUUGUUUUUAUGGUUAACUUUAUAAAUUGUUUUUUAAUACGCAUAAACAAUCUAUUGAAAUUUAAA
Molecule: messenger RNA, 3541 nt
Organism: Syngnathus typhle (broad-nosed pipefish)
Lineage: Eukaryota; Metazoa; Chordata; Actinopteri; Syngnathiformes; Syngnathidae
Gene: pik3r5
Product: phosphoinositide-3-kinase, regulatory subunit 5
Exons: 19
Coding region: 462-2921 (819 amino acids)
Biological process (GO): G protein-coupled receptor signaling pathway; positive regulation of MAP kinase activity
Cellular component (GO): phosphatidylinositol 3-kinase complex, class IB
Molecular function (GO): 1-phosphatidylinositol-3-kinase regulator activity
Source: RefSeq, a predicted model, not a curated record